CCUCCCUACCCCUGACCGCAAUUGCGAUCUCUCGCGACCGGCUGUUUCGCUGGGCCAUCGCUGGGCACUGGCACAGGCACAGGCACUGGCCGCUCAACACACGCCCACGUCCACGCGCUGCAACAUUCGCGACCUCUUUCUGCCCAGAUUCAAUCAAACGCCGUACCGCUUCUCCACAACUUGGAUCGCUGCUGACCCCGACCCCAGGCCAGGGCCUCAAGUCAGCGCGUCACCAGGCUCCAAAAACCCACCAGCCCAGCUGCCGCCAUCACCAAGCCUCGAGCGCUACUGCUGCUCAGUGCACGCCAGCUUGUUGAGAGCUCGACCCACGGGCCACACGGGCCAGACCACACCCAACCCCGUCCGCCGUUGUUUCCCUCGUGUGGUUGAGUUGACAUGCGAGGGGUGCGCAUCCACUGCCGACCCGACUGACCGACUCUCACCGUCCUCGACUACCUCGUACCACCUCAUUUCUUACGCCUUCUUUGCCGCCUCGGCCUGCUCGAAUACCUGUGUCGCAUCUCCCGGCCCAACCUACCCGUAGACCAUCGUCCCGCACCCAACCUGCCCAAAGCCGCCGCCUCACCGAAUGGCCACCAGCCCUGUUCGAACGAAAACGACCCUCCAAAACGCUGCUUUCAGAGACUGAGGGAGAGGAGGACCAAGGCGCAGGCAGUGGUGCUAUGCAAGGCGGCUUGCCUCGCACCUCUUCUCCAAGUUUCCCCACGGUCGACCGAUGAUACCGCGCCCGCCGCCCCCAUCGCAAUGGGUUCAAUCGGCGAUCUCUCCCCUGGAGGGAGUAUUUCUAUAGGAAUCCUUGUCGGCCUGUUGUCCACAGCAGUGCAGAGCCUCGGAAUCACGCUCCAACGCAAAUCGCACAUCCUCGAAGACGAAAAAAGCCCCCAUGACAUCAGAAGGCCGCCGCACCGCAGGAGGAGGUGGCAGUUGGGAAUGGGCAUAUUCAUCGCCUCCAACAUUCUCGGCAGCACUGUGCAGAUCUCGACCCUCCCGCUCCCUGUCCUUUCGACUCUGCAGGCGUCGGGCCUCGUCUUCAACUCUAUUUGCGCCACCCUCAUUCUCGGCGAGCCCUUCACGCGCUGGUCCAUCUGCGGCACCCUGCUCGUGUGCGCCGGCGCCCUCCUCAUCGCCAUCUUUGGCGCAAUCCCCUCGCCCGCUCACACCCUCGACGAGUUGCUGGCGCUGUUGGGCCGCACCCCCUUCGUCGUCUGGAUGUGCCUGCAGGCUGUGCUGGUAAUAUCGGUCGCUGUCGCCACCGACACCCUCAGUCGCAUCCAAAACCUGGCCCAGGACGCUCGGUUCCGCCUUGCCCGAGGGCUCGCAUACGGCUGCAUAAGUGGCAUCCUCUCUGCCCACUCGUUGCUCGUUGCCAAAUCCGCCGUCGAGCUCGUCAUCAAGACGCUGUCGGGUGGAGCCAACCAGUUCGCCCACUGGCAGUCAUGGGUCCUGCUUCUGGCCCUGGUGGCCCUGGCCUUGACCCAGCUCUACUACCUACACAGGGGCCUGAAGCUGGUCUCCACCUCGGUCCUCUACCCGCUCGUUUUCUGCAUCUACAACAUCAUCGCCAUCCUCGACGGCCUCAUCUACUUCGACCAGGUCAACAAGCUGAGCACCAAGUCCGCCCUUCUCAUAUCGCUGGGAACCGUCAUCCUCCUCUCGGGCGUCCUGGCACUCUCGUGGCGCCUCAGCGACGAGCAGCACCCGCCCGCUGUCGGCCAGUCGUCGCUUGCCCCCGGGCUGGGCCUUGUCGAGGAUACGGACGGCGAGGAGGAGGAGGAGGACCUGCUGCUCGGCUCCGAUAUUGGUGGCUACGAGGAUGACGUCCUGCCCGCCACGACGACCCAUUACAGCUACCAGACCUUCAGCAACGACCGCCGACCCUCGGUCUCGACACCCACGGAAGGGGUUGAGACUAGGUCCGCAUCAUCGACUCUGACGCCGCCGCGCAAACGGGCGCCGCUCACGCCCUCAGCCAAGCGAACCAGCUGGGCGGAGCGCGUCGAGAUAUGGGGUGAGCUUGAGGACCGCGACCGGCCCGCAUCCCCCGCCCUCAACGUCGCACGGAGCCGCAGUCAGACGUUGCCGACUAGUGAGCCCGGUGCAUCUUCACUUCAUAUCCCCCCACCGCGCCGUGGGUUUAGUGGCGGGAGCCCGUUGGGGAUCGUGGGAGGGGAUUUGGGAGGGCCAGAUGACGCAGGAGCAGACGCGGAUGCAGAGUCUGGCCUGCCCCGCAGGUUCCGUAAGAGGAGGAGAUCCACGGGGUUCCCCGGGUUCCAAGCCAGGAAGACGUCGCGGCGCAAGAGCUCGGGCGGCCUUCAGGACGCCAUCAACGGCCUCUGGAGGAAUAGAUGGUGGAACAAGCCCGUCAAGGGCAAGGGGCCCGAGGAGGAGGAAGAGGAUGAGCAACAACACCGGCCUUCUACCUCGCCCCAGUGGCCUCCGUACCGUGACCACCCAGACGAGGACGACCGGCCGGAUCGCGGACGGGGUCCCAGCCCAGGCGACCCUGAAGCCAGUGGUGGUGUCGGUAAUGCCUCCUCUGCAUGACCACUUUUCUUGGGUUACUUUUUCUUGUCUUUCAUGUCUUUGAUUCGUUCUCUGUUGUGUUUUUUUUUGUUACUGUUAUGGUCUAAAGCAGCGUUUGCAAUACAAAAACCGACUGUCCCAUUCUUUUGUUCACUUUAUGAAGGGAAAGGGGGAGAGGUAAAGCCGGGAAGAAGAUAGGAAAGAACGAAAUUGGCAUUUGCAUGUAGACAAUGCUCACGGCGGCGAAGCAGACAUUGGCAGGCGUUUGGGAGGGCGGCACACUUGGUAAUGCCCAAGAUUGACUGGCACUUUUGGAUUAUGGGGUCAUUGUUUUCUUUUGUGCAAAGCACAGCAUCUUGGCCAACAGCUGAUAGAAGUAAGAUACACACACAAUCGAGAACACAUUCGUUAUGUCCCGCUAGCGAGUA
Messenger RNA from Gaeumannomyces tritici R3-111a-1, 2972 nucleotides. RefSeq lists its product as hypothetical. The transcript has 2 exons. Bases 766 to 2565 code for a protein of 599 amino acids. Gene Ontology annotation, cellular component: membrane. NCBI's taxonomy places the organism in Eukaryota, Fungi, Ascomycota, Sordariomycetes, Magnaporthales, Magnaporthaceae. Gene Ontology annotation, molecular function: magnesium ion transmembrane transporter activity. The record is from RefSeq and is a predicted model, not a curated record. Gene Ontology annotation, biological process: magnesium ion transport.